CUGUUGCUGCUGCUGCUGCUGCUGCUGCGGGUGCAGGCAAGGCUUGAAGCGACGGGGAGGUGGGUCUCCGCGCUCAGGCGCCGGGGCAGCCCCAGGGCGGUUCCUAAGCCUGUGGAACAGCUCCUGUGGAGAAGGUGGAGGCUAGAAUUGCGACCUUGGCCAGACCUAGUUCGGUGGUGGACGUAGGGCGGAGGCAGAGGCCGAGCCCGGGCAGGAGUGUUUGGCGAGCCAGAGGGAGGCGCAUCUGGCGCUUCAGUGCUAGCCGCAGCCCGGGGUCUUGUGCGGCUGGAGAAGCUCAGCGGGACCUGGAGAGAGCCAGCAGGUUUGGAGGGCGGCCCCGUGGGUCCUGCAGCCCGGUUUUAGGCACCAUCGGGAGCUAAGCCGCGCGUCUUUUCGGGCAACCAGUUUUCACGCGCGCGACAGUUUGCGGGUUCCGGGCAGCCCAGAAACCUUGAGCACGGAGGCGCGGCUACUGGGAGCUAGAGCCACCUCCCAGACCUAGCCUGGCAGAGGGACCAGCCGCGGGGUCCAUCGACCUAACCGCCAGGUCAGAGCACGGGCCCCACCCUAAAGGAGGGCGCAGCCGGAGCUGGGAGGUCGGUGCCAGGGCUCCGGAGCUCGCGUCGUGGGCGCCGUCCUAGUGGCGGGGAGCGCACCGCCAAGGGGACAUGAGAUCGGAGAAAUCCCUGACGCUGGCGGCGCCGGGGGAGGUCCGCGGGCCGGAGGGGGAGCAACAGGAUGCGGGUGAGUUCCCGGAGGCCGCGGGCGGCGGCGGCUGCUGUAGUAGCGAGCGCCUGGUGAUCAACAUCUCCGGGCUGCGCUUCGAGACGCAGCUGCGCACCCUGUCGCUGUUCCCCGACACGCUGCUCGGAGACCCCGGCCGCAGAGUCCGCUUCUUUGACCCUCUGAGGAACGAGUACUUCUUUGACCGCAACCGACCCAGCUUCGAUGCCAUCCUCUACUAUUAUCAAUCCGGAGGGCGCCUGCGCAGGCCGGUCAAUGUGCCCCUGGACAUCUUCAUGGAAGAGAUUCGCUUCUAUCAGUUGGGAGAUGAAGCCCUGGCGGCCUUCCGGGAGGACGAGGGCUGCCUGCCCGAAGGUGGCGAGGAUGAGAAGCCACUCCCCUCCCAGCCUUUCCAGCGCCAGGUGUGGCUCCUCUUUGAGUACCCGGAGAGUUCCGGACCCGCCCGAGGCAUCGCCAUAGUCUCAGUGUUGGUCAUCCUCAUCUCCAUCGUCAUAUUUUGCCUGGAGACCUUGCCUCAGUUCCGAGCAGAUGGCCGCGGUGGAGGCAACGAGGGUAGUGGGACCCGUAUGUCCCCAGCCUCCAGGGGGAGCCACGAGGAAGAGGAGGAGGAGGAGGAUUCCUAUGCAUUUCCUGGUGGCAUUUCCCCUGGGGGGAUGGGGACCGCAGGAACAUCCUCAUUCAGUACUCUAGGGGGUUCCUUCUUCACGGACCCCUUCUUCCUGGUGGAAACUCUGUGUAUUGUCUGGUUCACUUUUGAGCUCCUGGUGCGCUUCUCUGCCUGCCCCAGCAAGGCGGCCUUCUUUCGCAACAUCAUGAACAUCAUUGACCUGGUGGCCAUCUUCCCCUAUUUCAUCACCCUGGGCACCGAGCUCGUGCAACGUCAGGAGUCCGUGAGUGGUGGCAGUGGCCAGAAUGGGCAGCAGGCCAUGUCCCUCGCCAUCCUCAGGGUGAUCCGACUGGUCCGGGUGUUUCGAAUCUUCAAGCUCUCCCGCCACUCCAAGGGGCUGCAGAUCCUGGGUAAGACCUUGCAGGCGUCCAUGCGAGAGCUGGGGCUGCUCAUCUUCUUCCUCUUCAUCGGAGUCAUCCUCUUCUCCAGCGCCGUCUACUUCGCAGAGGCGGAUGAUGAUGACUCGCUCUUCCCCAGCAUCCCAGAUGCCUUCUGGUGGGCUGUGGUUACAAUGACCACGGUAGGUUAUGGGGAUAUGUACCCCAUGACGGUGGGGGGCAAGAUCGUGGGCUCACUGUGUGCCAUUGCUGGGGUCCUCACCAUUGCGUUACCAGUACCGGUCAUUGUCUCCAAUUUCAACUACUUCUACCACCGAGAGACGGAGCAAGAGGAGCAAGGCCAGUACACUCACGUCACUUGUGGACAGCCUACACCAGACCUGAAGGCCACGGACAAUGGGCUUGGCAAACCUGACUUUUCCGAGGCAUCGCGAGAGCGGCGACCUAGCUACCUUCCCACUCCACAUCGAGCGUAUGCAGAGAAAAGGAUGCUUACCGAGGUUUGAUGGAUGCGGGCAGGGCCUUGUAGAAAAACGGGAGCCCUGAGCAAGCCACCUCUCAGGCUUCCUUCUCAUGCUCACUACUCCGCCUUAGCUCCAGAGGACCUCCACCCCCUCCCUCGUACCCAGUACACGGCAUCCUGGACCAAAUAUCUGGACUGUAGACUGUUGCUUGAUCCUCGCAGCAUUCGAGGUUUCUCCAUCUUAGUGACAUUUUGCAAAUUUCAACGGUGCCACCCAGUCAUGCCCAUCUGUCACGUGGAUGAGACACACAUUUCUGACUGACCUUCCCUCAAGACUGAAAUUUCAUGCCUGGGUCUCGUAACAUCUCUAGGAAUGGUGACGUCAAUAGAAUAGGAAACAGCUACACUCAGGUCCCUUUGCUUUGGGUCAUGCACCUUCCUUGGCAUCUGAUCACUUGGUCACUGGCAGAAUCUGGAGAAUGGAAAGGAAUUCAGCUUGCUGCUUUAGUGCCCUGUCCAUCUUCUGGCCAGGAGAGCUGUUAGCUACACAGCUUUGAAAGAGAUUCAUGGCUAAAUUUGGAUGGAAUUAGAGAAAAUACUACCCAACUGGAUUAUUUGAAGAACGUGAGAGUCAGGUCCAGACCAAAGGGGCCAGUUGAUUCCUUUAGGUGUGAUCUGGCACAGGAGCCACUGGCUGUGGUUCUCCCCACUCUGAUUCCCCAGUGGCUCCCUUAAGCUUCCAGGAAAGCACCUUCUCAGAUUUCUCUUUUUGUGCAAGCGCCUUCAUGUGCAGAGGAAAAUGGAACCAUGGAGCAAGGAGAAAAGGCUUGCCAGAGCCAAGUGACUGGCUGGACCACAUAUCUGAAGCUAGGUACCACUUAGCAGUGACUGUCAACUAGGGCAGGCAGAGGGACUCUGCUGCAGACAGCAGCCAAGUCUCCCUAGUUAGCCCAGACCUCUUCUCUAAGGCAUCCUCCAUCCUUCUCCCUGGGAAUCUGACCCAGGAGUGCAGAGGAAUUUUGAUAAAUCGACCUCAGCUGUAACCUGCAGACAGGUUAGUUCACACACAGAAUGCCAGCGUAGCUUUCCUCCCAUGCCACGGGCAAUAUUUAGUUUGGAGCAGGGAACGGGCAUGGUCAUUUUGUUGACAGCCCGUCUCUUAAAGGGUUUUGCUGUGUCAAGCAAACAUUUGUCUGUUCUGCUCUUCCUUUGGAUCUGCAUCUGGCCUGCUCUAAUUGCUAAGGUAACUCGAUGGUUCCCAUUUGGACAAAGCCAUCUUCUCCCAUUGUGAAACCACUGCCACCCUUCCCAGCUGCCCACUGCCCUCUUCCCCAGUAACAUUGCCAUUCAGUUUUGCCUUUGAUAAACUGUGAUAUACUGUUUUCAGCUCUCAUGGGUGCGGUUCUGAAACUUAAGGGACUGUUACCAUGUUUUUUUUAAAUUUUAUAUCAAUGCUUUAAGACUCUUCAAAGAGAAUGCUUUUCCAAAAGAUUUUCUUGAAGAGCAGCUUAUAAGGGACUGACCUUGGGGGUUGGCUUGACAGACACCAUGGCUCCAGUGACAGGUCACAAUCUGGGUUUUUUGCCAUGGCUUUACAGAGUAGCUUUGGUGUCAUAGUCCCUCUUUGUGCCUCAGUUUCCCCACCCAUUAAAUGAGAAUAUUAAUGUCUUCCCCUCCCUACCUCAUGGGGAAUAUCAAUAACUCACCCAGGAAGGUGUGGAAGAUGCUAUGCAAAUGUGUGAAUUAUAGUCAUGGUUUUGAGUUUUAGUUCAUUAUCCUGCUUUCCUGUCUCCCAAAGGCAAAGCCUUUCCCCAGAAGUUUCCACCUUGGAUCCAAAGCCUAAGACUAGGCCAUUGUAGACCAUCAGCUUUCUAAGUCUCUCUAUGACCCCUUGGGCUCAGCCUCCAUCCUUUCUCUUACCCUUCAGAAUGGGAUGUAUUCUUGAGGUGGACUUGGUGACCAGAGGUCACCUUUCCUGGGAGCUUGACUUAUCCAAGCCUGCAGCACAGUAAAAGACAGAGAUGUCUUUUCCUAUUCCAGACACCUAUUCCAAGGCCAGUAAGAAAGUACCUUUUGUUUCUAACCUUUUCUGUUACUCCUGAGCCCACCCCAGUGGCCAAAGGGAUGCCCCCAGCUGAGGGUGAAUGUGGGAACUUGUGAGCAUGUACCUCUCUGUGUGUGUAUAUAUAUCAUCACCUUCAUCACUGUCCUUGUCCUUAUGCAAACAUUGCCUUUUCAAGUCAGAGCAUGCCUGAGAGUAAAAGGUUUGUGGAAAGCCAGGCUUUCUAGGGACUCUGGUUGCUGUAGCAACCUUCCAGACUAUUCUCUCUACUGAUUUGAGUAUCAAAGGAGAAGAGACUACUUAUCCCAGCUUCUUAAAUGGGAACACCUCCCAUCUAUUGGUUUAGGCGUUGGUAAGACAAGGACUCAGGACAUUUGAAAUGUGGAGGAAGUAGAGUCUCAACACCUCCUGCCUGUACCUUUUCCCUAGUUCUCUAUCUGAUCUCUGAAGCUUACCCCAAGUCUUCAGAAACUUGAAUUCGUGAAAACUGCCCAAUUAAGCCAACAGCAAUGUUGAGGUUUUUCAAAAGGAGACCCCAGAGGGGUACAGAAUGCCACCCCCCCCCCAGCAGCCAGACUGGGCCAUGAGGACAUAGAUGAUACCAGUCUGAGGCAUCAUGGCAUUCUCAUCUCAGAUGCAGGCUCUUCCCAGCCCUAAGAGAGAGCAAGAAGAAUGGAAUUUCUCCCUCCCAGGGAGCAGCAUUGCUCCUGGCAAGAACUGCAAAGGUGGUUCUUCAGACAUCAGCCAGAAACUGAGAGGUGGUGACUCAAUCUAGUUUUUGCGGAGAAUUUUGCCCCAGUGACCCCUCCCUGCUUCCGAGCCUCCAUGUGGAGACCGUAACCUCGGAAUCAAGAGAACGUGUACUGUGUGCUGCUUCGGCAGCUGGAAUAGCAUCACAGCUGCCCAAGAAGGUGGGGUCUGAGCCAUCCUAACAACUGACGUAAGCCACUGGGGGCUCCCAGAGGACUCCCUGGGACUGCCAGUUUCUGCUUGGGAUGAGGACUCUCCUCCUGCCUGACAUCCCAGAGGAGCAAGGGACAGCUGGCCUUCCUUGCGUCGGAGGGUCGUCCUGCAUGUGGACCACUCCGGAAUACCUAUGCAUUCCUUUCUGAGAGCGGCUGGACGAAGACUACCUGAUCUUCAACUGUUCCGGAGGAUGAGACCCCCUUCCCCCCCACUCCCCACUCAAUGACUCAGCCUGACAGCCCCUGGUUGCUUUCCACAAGCAGCAACUGAGACAGAAAAGGCUGAGACGGGGGAGUUCCUUGCAGUGAAAGAUGGAAUUGUGAAUGUUGGGGUAGGGCCAUAGGAGGAGAGUGAGAGCUGAUGGUGUGAUCAAAAGAGAAGAGGUAUUGGGAUGAUGUGGGAUCACAAGGAUUCGUGACUGUGCCGCAGAGCCACCCGGGCACGAGCUGGCUGUGGAAGAGUAACUCAUAAAUAAAUGACAGUCUCAGAAACCAGGCCUUAUGCUGUGUAACA
Psammomys obesus (fat sand rat) is the source of this 5753-nucleotide messenger RNA. RefSeq names its product potassium voltage-gated channel subfamily A member 6 (gene Kcna6). Bases 669 to 2255 code for a protein of 528 amino acids. The transcript has 2 exons. Gene Ontology annotation, cellular component: voltage-gated potassium channel complex; membrane. Gene Ontology annotation, molecular function: protein binding; delayed rectifier potassium channel activity. Gene Ontology annotation, biological process: protein homooligomerization; potassium ion transmembrane transport. Lineage: Eukaryota; Metazoa; Chordata; Mammalia; Rodentia; Muridae. The record is from RefSeq and is a predicted model, not a curated record.